Gossypium raimondii (Peruvian cotton) is the source of this 2222-nucleotide messenger RNA. RefSeq names its product diacylglycerol O-acyltransferase 1. The coding region runs from base 390 to 1898 and encodes 502 amino acids. Gene Ontology annotation, biological process: triglyceride biosynthetic process. The transcript is spliced from 16 exons. Lineage: Eukaryota; Viridiplantae; Streptophyta; Magnoliopsida; Malvales; Malvaceae. Gene Ontology annotation, cellular component: endoplasmic reticulum membrane; chloroplast envelope. The record is from RefSeq and is a predicted model, not a curated record. Gene Ontology annotation, molecular function: diacylglycerol O-acyltransferase activity.
GCAAAGUUCUAGAGGGACCAAAGCGGCUAAUUUUGACGAUUAUGAUUCAAAAUCCCGCCCCUAUCACAACACCGCUUUUACGUCAUUUUUUGUAUUUUGAACUUUAUAUAUAAAUAUUUAAAAUUUUAUAGUUUAUUCGAGUUUAUAUUUUGACACCAAAAACCGUUUCAACUUUCCACUCAUUCAUCGCCACUUCGCGUGAUUUCGCUUUUGCCUCUGUGUAUUCGCUUUUUUAUUUUUAAAAAUAUUUUAAAAUUUUAUUUUAUUUGCAUGAAUGAAUUACUUAUUUAUGUUUAAGUUUUUGAUUUUAUUCUAAUUCGUUAAACGUUUAUUCCUUUCUAGAAUUCUCUUUCUCUGUUUUUGUGUUUGUGUGUGUGUGUGUGUUUUGAAUGGCGAUGUUUGAGUCACCGGAGAUUUCAGGGAGUAGUACGGCGACGGUGAUCGGUACCUCACGUAGCGAGUCAGAUCUUAAUCAUUUUGCGCCCCGUCGUCGAGCCGUGAAUAACGCCGUCGAUGCAGGGACUAGAGUUGUGGAGCGUAACAAUUCCGGUAAUGGCGAGACAGUGGACGCUAGGGAUCGAAUGGAAUCGGCUAAUUUCUCGAGGGAAAACGUGAAUGAGAAUCCGACUAAUUCAGAUACGAGGUUCACGUAUCGGCCUUCUGUUCCUGCUCAUUGGAGGAUCAAAGAAAGCCCUCUCAGCUCUGACAAUAUCUUCCAACAGAGUCAUGCAGGCCUGUUUAACCUAUGUGUUGUAGUGCUUGUUGCUGUAAACAGCCGGCUUAUUAUUGAGAACCUGAUGAAGUACGGGUGGUUGAUCAGAUCUGGCUUUUGGUUUAGUUCGAGAUCAUUGAGGGAUUGGCCUCUUUUUAUGUGCUGUCUUUCUCUCCCAAUAUUCCCAAUCGCGGCCUUUGUAGUUGAAAAGUUGUUGCAACAGAAUCAAAUAUCUGAACGAACUCUUAUUUUACUUCAUAUACUGAUUAGCACGCUUGCAGUUCUAUAUCCAGUUGUUGUUAUUCUCAGGUGUGAUUCUGCAUUCUUAUCAGGCAUUGCAUUGAUGCUAUUUGCUUGCAUUGUCUGGUUAAAAUUGGUAUCCUAUGCUCAUACUAACAGUGAUAUGAGAUCAGUUGCGAAGUCGACUGAAAAGGGAAGUGAAGGCUGCAUGUACAAUGUUAGCUUCAGGAGUCUGGCAUACUUCAUGGCAGCUCCCACAUUAUGUUACCAGACAAGCUAUCCUCGUACUGCAUCAAUUAGAAAAAAUUGGGUGGUUCGUCAAUUUAUCAAGUUAAUAAUAUUUACUGGACUCAUGGGUUUCAUAAUAGAACAGUAUAUCAAUCCAAUUGUUCAGAACUCUCAGCACCCUUUGAAGGCGAACUUUUUAUAUGCCAUAGAAAGAAUUUUGAAGCUUUCAGUUCCAAAUACAUAUGUCUGGCUUUGCAUGUUCUACAGCUUCUUUCAUCUCUGGUUAAAUAUACUGGCUGAGCUUCUUCGUUUUGGGGACCGCGAGUUUUAUAAAGAUUGGUGGAAUGCAAAAACUGUUGAGGAGUAUUGGAGAAUGUGGAAUAUGCCUGUUCAUAAAUGGAUGGUUCGCCAUAUCUAUUUGCCAUGCUUAAGGAACGGUAUACCAAAGGGAGUUGCCGUUCUUAUCGCCUUCUUGGUUUCUGCUAUAUUUCAUGAGCUCUGCAUUGCUGUUCCUUGCCACUUAUUUAAGUUAUGGGCUUUCUUUGGCAUCAUGUUUCAGGCUCCCUUGGUCUUGAUCACUAGUUAUCUUCAAAAUAAGUUCCAGAGUUCAAUGGUGGGAAAUAUGAUAUUCUGGUUCAUAUUCUGCAUUCUUGGUCAACCAACGUGCGUACUUUUAUAUUAUCAUGAUUUGAUGAAUCGCAAAGGAUCAGCAGAUUAAAAACAAACUUAAAGGACCAUAACAAACAUUUCAGUCCCUGAUUAGAACAUAAUUCAGUAGCAGCUGAAGGUUUGGUAAAUUUUUUUAUUAAUUUUGUUGUGCUUUGCUUUUGGAUUUUUUUUGUAUAUUCUUCAUUUCAUCAUUCCGCAUGCCGUUCCUCUAUGCUGGGAAAAUCAAAUUCAUAAGCAAUUUUGGAAGAAAAAAAUGCAAAAAAAAAAAAAAAAAAAAAAAAAGAAAGAGAGAAGCAUAAAGCACUUGCAAAGUCACAAAUGUAAUUCCCUUUUUACUUUGUUAUAUCAGUAUUUAGAUGAUGAUUUAGGCUUA